AUGUGGCGCGCUAGUCUACUAAUCAUUGUCGCGUGUGCACAGGUGCAAGAAAGCCUGCAACUACCAACAUCGACGCAAAAGAUAUCUCUGGCAGAGUUACAAAGAACGGAUUCGCGAAUCAUCGGGGGCAACUCCACUACAGUGGAAAAGCAUCCCUACCUAGUACAGGUGCUACUUUACAAUUCAAUGCGAUGCGGAGGGACGAUCAUCACUCAGCAACACAUUCUAACCGCAGCACAUUGUUUUUUCAAUGAGGAUGAACUACUUAAUGUCCGCCAUUUCUCAAUCCGAGCUGGCUCCACGUAUCUGAAUUCUGGUGGGUCAUUGCGUGAUGUAUCGGAGAUAGUAAUCCACAGUGGGUACAACACCCCUGUGAACGAUAACGACAUCGCGGUGAUGACGCUAGCCGCCCCACUCGACUUGUCCAACACCAUAAGAACAACGAGCGUCGCGCUCGCCGGCUCUACGAUACCCAAUAACACGCCCCUUAUAGUCGUAGGAUGGGGACAUACUGAGGUAAAUUCCGUAGUAUCCAACGUAUUGCAAGAAGUGCAAGUGCUUAAAAUAAGCCACAGCACAUGUCGGGAAAACUACAAUCUUCUCCAACAACUACUUAACAAACCCUUUGAUGUUACUAGUAACAUGAUUUGUGCUGGAUGGCUCAACGUCGGAGGUAAGGACUCGUGUCAGGGGGACAGUGGUGGACUGCUGCUGGCUGACGGCGUGGUGGUCGGGAUCGUGUCGUGGGGCUACGGCUGUGCCGAGCCGAUGUUCCCCGGCGUGUACGUGCGCGUCAGUGCUUAUACUGACUGGAUCAACAGAACGGUGUCGGGCGUAGCCUACACUCGGGUAAACUCUGCCUUCUCAAACUAUAUAAAUGUAACCUUAAUUGCUGCAGCCAUCAUCUUUCUUAAUCAAAUAACGUUAGAG
Messenger RNA from Brenthis ino (lesser marbled fritillary), 930 nucleotides. The record is from the annotation of a GenBank genome assembly. Lineage: Eukaryota; Metazoa; Arthropoda; Insecta; Lepidoptera; Nymphalidae.